AUGCGGUCGGCGGAGCAGCGAUGCGGCAGCGGUUCAGCGGCCCACGCGCCGGCAUCAAUUAAAACAACACUUCGCCCUCAAGACGACACUUCACGCAGCACCGGAGGCACCGAGACGAGUGAGGAUGCUAUUCCUGAACGAAUGACUGCCAGACAGAGCCGAGAGGAGUGCAGGCAUGAGGAGACGACGACUGGCAGGCCAGUGAUUGGUCAAUCUGCCUCGCCUCGCCUCGUGGACUCGCCGCCUUUAACUGGUCGAUACGCAGGCCUUGAAACCGCACUAUCUACCGUAUGCCCAGGCCACCUCUGUCCCGUUGUCUGUCCUUUGCUCCUGUUCGUGCCGUCUGUGCCGGCGUGUGUAUGUGUGCGCCUCGGAGGGCUGACGGAAGGCAGCGCUGUGAAGCUGGUCUUCCUCUUAGCCAUUCACGGGCAGGGUCACGUGUACACAACGCGCCAGGUUGACCAGUCAUGA
Messenger RNA from Protopolystoma xenopodis, 471 nucleotides. Lineage: Eukaryota; Metazoa; Platyhelminthes; Monogenea; Polystomatidea; Polystomatidae. The record is from the annotation of a GenBank genome assembly.